AUGUUUAACUGCCUCGGUGGUGUAGUGGCUAGCAUGUACGGCUGCACACCUGGAGGUCCUGGGUUCGAGUCCCGGGUCGGGCCAAGUUUAGUUAUUGAGUCUUUCUGUGUAGAAAGCUUCAGUAGCAGCCCGGAGUUGGGAAGUUGGCGGUGUUUCAACCCGUGCCUCGGAGAGCACGUAAAGCCGUCGGUCCUGCGCCUUAACUCUCACCGGUCGUGUCUCGUGUCGUCCCACCGGAGUAUGAGAGUGACAGGAAUAGAGAGUGCACGUUGUGUCUGCGCGUACACUUGUGCACUA
Brenthis ino (lesser marbled fritillary) is the source of this 297-nucleotide messenger RNA. NCBI's taxonomy places the organism in Eukaryota, Metazoa, Arthropoda, Insecta, Lepidoptera, Nymphalidae. The record is from the annotation of a GenBank genome assembly.